AUGAGGAACCUUUUCAAGGCCAUGGCGACCUUCAUGAAGAAAUUUAAGAGGAAGCGCAGACUUUCGACCGAGCUACACUCUCGUUGGGGCGAUGUCUCGAUCAGUUAUCCUACACAAGGGUCGUGGAACCAGUGGAAUCAACCGGCUGGCUUUGUCACCAAUGCAUCAAAAGCUUCACCAAACCUUCGUCGUGAUGAUGAUGAACAACGAUAUACUCCCACAGGCUCCAUUCGACAACAGAGCCCUAGCUCUCUGGGUAGGCGAUCUCGAAGCGCAGGCCCGCGAGAGAAUCCAGUGGGAUCCCAACUACCCUUUCCCACAGGGCAUUUCGAUGAAAACAUCCGACGUCGCGCGGGAGACAGAGAGAACCGCCCAUUGCCCAACCAAGGACUAGGAAUUGGCGAUCUUCGAAAUGGACCCGGAGGACACUUACCAGCUCGUCGCGCAUCCAGUUCCCGCAGCGACGAAAGCACCGUCGAUGAUUCCUGCGACGAGGAUGAGGAACGCGAUACGCUAGGUGUUCCACGAGCGCGACUAAGUCCCCGGGAUCUUCGAGACUACGACAGCGAUAUGUCAGCCCCGCGCGACACCAUCGACUAUGAUAUCGCCGCCAAAUCUCCGCCUCUUUCUGUUACUUCGCGCAUGCGCCGUUGCAGCUUCCAGAGCUGCGCCACGGACCCGAUGACCUCUGCGUCUGGCGCGCCUAGCUCCAGACGAACAAGUUAUACUGCCGCUUCCUCUAUCUCUGCUCCGUCUAUGCCACCUUCUACCCCUCGUGUUGCAUCUAAUGUUGCGAACUAUACGCCCUUCCCGGAGAAAAGACAUGCUCCCCGGGUUAAGCAGGAACCUGAGACUGCACUUCGGCAGGAAAUGGUUCCUUCUUAUGAUGAAUUAUAUGGUUGA
Messenger RNA from Penicillium nucicola, 903 nucleotides. RefSeq lists its product as uncharacterized. The transcript has a single exon. NCBI's taxonomy places the organism in Eukaryota, Fungi, Ascomycota, Eurotiomycetes, Eurotiales, Aspergillaceae. The record is from RefSeq and is a predicted model, not a curated record. Bases 1 to 903 code for a protein of 300 amino acids.